Messenger RNA from Coniosporium apollinis CBS 100218, 735 nucleotides. RefSeq lists its product as uncharacterized. The coding region runs from base 1 to 735 and encodes 244 amino acids. Gene Ontology annotation, molecular function: phosphotransferase activity, for other substituted phosphate groups. The transcript is spliced from 4 exons. The record is from RefSeq and is a predicted model, not a curated record. Lineage: Eukaryota; Fungi; Ascomycota; Dothideomycetes. Gene Ontology annotation, cellular component: membrane. Gene Ontology annotation, biological process: phospholipid biosynthetic process.
AUGGUGUACAUUCGGCAGGACAAGCUUCCAAGGCUCAAGGAAUACAAGUACUCUUCAGUCGACCGCAGCUUGGUGUCGAAAUAUGUCCUCAAGCCGUUCUAUACCAACUUCGUCAUCCACUGCUUUCCGAAAUCCAUGGCCCCCAACCUCAUUACGCUCACGGGCUUCUCCUUCGUCGUCGCAAACUUCCUGACCAUGCUAUGGUACACCCCGACCCUAGAUCAGGAUUGCCCGCCGUGGGUAUACGCGAGCUGGGCAAUCGGGCUGUUCCUUUACCAGACAUUCGACGCUGUCGAUGGCACUCAGGCACGAAGAACACACCAGAGCGGGCCGCUAGGGGAGCUGUUUGACCAUGGCGUCGACGCAUGCAACACAACCCUCGAAGUCCUCCUCUUCGCCGCCGCCAUGAAGUUUGGCCAGGGCUGGAAAACCGUCCUGACGCUCUUCGCAUCGCUCCUGACGUUCUACGUGCAGACUUGGGACGAAUACCACACGCGAACAUUGACCCUGGGCAUCAUUUCCGGCCCCGUCGAAGGCAUCCUAACCCUCUGCAUCGUGUACGCGAUCACCGCGGAAGUAGGUGCCAGCUUCUGGAGCCAGUCCUUGCUCGCCACGCUCGGUGUUGAGAAGCACGGCUUCAUUCCGGAUGCGCUGUAUAACCUUGCGUGGAACGAGUGGUAUAUGGUGUACGGCGGCAUCGUGCUCGUAUUCAACACCAUCUCAAGGCACGCAUAA